This is a messenger RNA of Macadamia integrifolia, 952 nucleotides long. RefSeq lists its product as uncharacterized. NCBI's taxonomy places the organism in Eukaryota, Viridiplantae, Streptophyta, Magnoliopsida, Proteales, Proteaceae. The transcript has 3 exons. The record is from RefSeq and is a predicted model, not a curated record. The coding region runs from base 182 to 643 and encodes 153 amino acids.
UAUAAAAACCAGAAUACAAGAAGCAAAGUGGCUGGUCAGACCAUCGAAAUGGGGGUUUUGGCCCCUAGUAAAUGCCGUAAUACAAGCGGCGAUACACGCCACCAGCAGCUCCAGGAAAUUUCUCUACCUAUCUCUCCUGCGCUUCCUUGCACCAUUACUCUGGUGUGAAGGAGAAUAAGAAAUGUCGAGUUGCGCGUAUUGCAGACCUGUAAAUUUGGCAAAAGCCGUGAAGAACAAUUUCGUUUCAUCAAGAAGAACUCGGGUUGAUAUGGGAAGGGUACCGUUUUAUAGAGAUGGUGGUGGUGAAAGAUUUAUGGGUUCAAUGGCUCGUGGCGUGAGAGCUUCCAUGGUGGAUUCUUCUGAAAGCUCUUCCGAUUUUGUUAAGCGCACAGAGCAGGCUUGGCUAAUCUCUCAGCAACCAAGGCCUGUUUCUUGUUCAACUUGUAACUCAAAUGGGCAUGUUGAAUGCAAAUGGUGUGGAGGCACAGGGUUCUUCAUGAUUGGAGAUAACAUGCUCUGCCAUGUGCAUUCCAGAAACAGCGACUGCGUUAUAUGUGCUGGAAAGGGAUCAAUGUGCUGCUCCGAUUGUAAGGGAACAGGGUUCCGUGCAAAAUGGUUGGGAGAGCCUCCGAUCCACAAGUAAUGUCACUGGCUUGUAUGUUGCUGAUCAGGUUGAACAACUUUGCAUAAAGAGUGACAUCAGUUUUCAUCUUUGUUGUCUAUCCUUCUUUGCCUUUUUUGUUGGAAUCUCAUGGUCUUGUUAAUAUGACAAUGGACUCCCACUCCAAAGAGGAAAUCACAUCCCGUGUCACAAAGCCAACCAUCUUAUAUCCAUUAACAUUUUUGUAUUCUUUCAAAUUUGUACACAAAUAUAACUUCACCCCUGUUUUUUGGGUGUCUCCUACUUAACCUCGUGUUCUGUUGGUUAAUAUCAAAGCUAUAUUUGAUGACA